CUCGUCCGAGAAGAGAUGCAGCGUAUUCGAACCGAGGAAUUUGGAAGGAAGGAAUCCUAUAUCUGGGGGUACACCGGAUCCUUUAGGAAAGUGCCCUCUGCGGGGCGGAAGGAGGGUGCAGAGAGCGGAAGUUCCCGCCCCGGCCCCACCUCCGCCCCCGGCUCACGCGAACUGGGUGUUUCCUGUCUCUUUCAGUCCGGGUUUGGAGACUCCGGCGUCCUCCGACUUUUCAUGGAAGAGAUGUCAGGAGAAAGUGUGGUGAGCUCAGCGGUGCCAGCGGCUGCGACCCGCACUACUUCCUUCAAGGGCACAAGCCCCAGCUCCAAAUACGUGAAGCUGAAUGUGGGCGGAGCCCUCUACUACACCACCAUGCAGACACUGACCAAGCAGGACACCAUGCUGAAAGCCAUGUUCAGCGGGCGCAUGGAGGUGCUCACCGACAGCGAAGGCUGGAUCCUCAUUGAUCGCUGUGGGAAGCACUUUGGUACAAUACUCAACUACCUGCGUGACGGAGCAGUCCCCUUGCCUGAGAGCCGCCGGGAAAUUGAGGAGCUGCUGGCAGAAGCCAAGUACUACCUGGUCCAGGGUCUGGUGGAAGAGUGCCAGGCAGCCCUGCAACAGAACAAAGAUACUUAUGAGCCUUUCUGCAAAGUUCCUGUCAUCACCUCAUCCAAGGAAGAACAGAAACUUAUCGCAACUUCAAAUAAGCCAGCUGUGAAGUUGCUCUACAACAGAAGUAACAACAAAUACUCAUAUACCAGCAAUUCCGAUGACAAUAUGUUGAAAAACAUCGAGCUGUUUGAUAAGCUGUCUCUACGCUUUAAUGGAAGGGUCCUGUUCAUAAAGGAUGUCAUUGGGGAUGAAAUCUGCUGCUGGUCCUUCUAUGGCCAAGGACGCAAGAUCGCCGAGGUCUGCUGUACCUCCAUUGUCUACGCCACUGAGAAGAAACAGACCAAGGUGGAGUUCCCUGAAGCCCGAAUCUAUGAGGAGACCCUGAACAUUUUGCUGUACGAGGCCCAGGAUGGCCGGGGACCUGACAAUGCACUCCUGGAGGCCACAGGUGGGGCGGCCGGGCGCUCCCACCACCUGGACGAGGACGAGGAACGGGAGCGGGAGCGUAUCGAGCGCGUGCGGCGCAUCCACAUCAAGCGCCCGGACGACCGGGCCCACCUCCACCAGUGAGCGGUCAGGGGACUUGGCCACACCUCUGCCGCUCUCCUCCCUGCUAUGCACUCAGACCGCUACGGGCUCCUGGGCACCCCCACCGCCCCCGGAGUCUGGAGAGACUUCGUAACCAGCCAGAUAACGAGUUUGCUAUUUCUUGACCAGGUGAAUUGAUCGUCUUUACCCAGGUGAACGCACCCCUGCUGUGGCUCGCACUGGGUCCAAGGUCUCUGCUUUUCCCGAGAAUCCGAGAAGCGCUGGAACCAGGCUUUCCUGGUUCUCGGAGGAAAUGUGUGAAUGGUGUGACGAGUGUGUGAGAACUUGUUUGCAGUAUUUAUUUUUGUGGGUGCCGACUACCUGUAUGAACUUCUUGGGUGGCCCUGCCUCUGAGGUUAUCACCUCCAAGAGGGGUCCUGUAGUCAGGGGUUCCCAGGGGUGUCUGCAGGCUCAUGUUUCCCCACCCUCCAGCCCAGCACACUGGUGCCGGUUCCCGUGCCAGCACAGUCUCUCCCUCAAGGCUUUUCGAGAAGCCCUGCCCCCUGCCACACUGUCACCCCUAGAGCUUGUUGGGAAAGAACCAACGCUCGAAGCUGUGGAGAUGGGACCUGCUUCCUGCCUCUCAGCUGCAGUUCCUGGCGUAGCUCUGGGGGCCCAGCUGUGUUGCAGGGGCAGGCAUAUGCCUGUUUUGUCUGAUCUGUGGUCUGGUGCUUGUUGGGGCCCCACACAGUCUGGCUGAGGGCAGAGCUGGCCCCUGCCCCUUCCUCUGCCCUCCUCGUUGACCCACUCCAUUCCAGGAAGGCCGCCUGGCCUGCUCAGGGCAGAGCACACAAGCCGCUGCCCUGUGAAUUCCAGUUCUUCCUCCUCCGUCUUACGCUUUGUUAAGCAAGGCUUCCUUCCCCCAGUGGAUGCCCUGCCCUUUGCUUAGAAGAAAUUAAACAUCCAGGCAGGACCAGCACUCACACCAGCAGCCUCAGGACGGCCUUCCUGCUGUCAGCACAGCCAUCACCUGGUGAUCCCGUCUUGUCUUGGCCCCUGAUUUGUGCACAGUGUGGAGUGGCUGUCAGCGAGCGGAGGAGACCCUGUGCAGAUCCUUUGGGGUCCAGUCAGUGUCUGUGUUCGUGUUUGUUUAAGGGACGUAUGUGACUGUUGAUGAGGAUGUGUGCUCGGGUGGCCCGCGCCGGAGCCCUGCUGUCUGCAUGGUGCUCAAGCGGGAUAGAUGUUCUCAGUUACCUACCUCCCGUCUCCCCUGCGCCCCGGGACAGAGGGAGCUGUGACGAAUGUGGGUGGUUGAGACUAGACUAGGUAGAGUAGUUAGAGGGAGAUGUGAACGUGUGUGAGGUCGUGGAUGGGUUUUGUCUGCUCUUCAAGGGAAACGUUACCGUUCUAUACCAAAGGUGUUAAUAUGGGCAGCCUUUGACACAGUGUAUUCCAGAAAAAAACAAAAAACGAGUUUAUAUUUUGAAAUGGUUUUUACAGCUUAGAUUUUGUACAUCCUGCCCUACUUGUGACAGUUGUACGCCUUUAUUUUGUAUCCGGCAGCAAAGCCUACAAUAAAACUUUAAAACAAUCAUGACUGAAACCUAAAAAUCACGGACCGGGUAGAUGUUUUUUAAACUGUUAUGUGGGAUGCUUUCGUAUUAGGCCAUGUGGAUUUUAUUAAGUGCUAAGGAUGGGGGGGCUUCAAUAAUGUUUUGUAAAUAUUUUAUACUGUUUAAGUUUUAAACAUCAACCUUGCUGUUUGGGUUGAACUUUUUUAGAAAGCUAAAGUGAAUGUCAGUUCUGAUGUUUUUUGUAGGAAUGGAAAAGCCAUCCUGUAAGUUCUGUCUUUUAAGAUGUUUAUGUGAAGAGUGAGUUUGUGAAACCACCUGAUUUGUUGGGGCUUCUACACCUUACAACCUAAUGAUUCUGACUGUCUCUCCACUUUUGCAUUUUCUCCAACUCUGCACUUGUAGUUUGGAGUCUUUGCUUACUGGGAUCUGAACAAGUACACGAUACAUUCCAUGGUUAGCUGCAUGUAACCAUGAGCUGACAGAGUGUUGGCUGGUUCCAAGCUCUGAUGUUAAACAGAUUCUACAAGGAACUGAUUUCUUGAUCUUUUUUUUUUUUGCUUUUGAGGGCCGCACUUGCGGCCUAUGGAGGUUCCCAGGCUAGGGGUUGAAUUGGAGCUGCAGCCGCCAGCCUAUACCACAGCAACGCAGGAUCCAAGCCACGUCUGUGACCUACACCCCAACUCAAGGCAAUGCUGGAUCCUUAACCCAUUGAGUGAGGCCAGGGAUCAAACCCGCAUCCUCAUGGAUACUAGUCAGAUUUGUUUUUGCUGAACCACGAUGGGAACUCCCAGGAACUGAUUUCUUAUGUGAGCACUAAGGGCAAACAAAAGUCGGUAUUUAAGAACCAUCCAAGUAAAACCCUGGCCUGAGAUUUGGUUGAGAGUACAGUUUUAUUACGUUGUAAUAGCUUACAAUUGAAAAAGCAGAACACCUCUGGGUCCCUUGUAAUCAAGGUUUUUCAAAAAGUCAUCUGAUGGUGGUGACUGGGGCUUCUGCCAAGGACAGUCUCUCCAUCACCUUCCUGUGGUGGCUUAGCAGGCUGGUGGCUGUGCUGCUACCCAGCUCUCCCUCUGGAAUGUGUGCCUUUUAGGGCUCCCCCUGGAGUCACUGUAUGUAACACGCGUGUGUCACUAACCUUUCUGUCUCUUUGUGCUACAGGAAGAAAUACUCUGAGCACUAGAAGUAGUCACUGUGUUGUACAAGCAUUGAUGGACAUGUGUAAAAUAAAGGUUGUAUAAUGCUUCUGCUUAAA
Sus scrofa (pig) is the source of this 3966-nucleotide messenger RNA. RefSeq names its product potassium channel tetramerization domain containing 10 (gene KCTD10). Gene Ontology annotation, molecular function: protein binding; ubiquitin-protein transferase activity. The record is from RefSeq and is a predicted model, not a curated record. Gene Ontology annotation, biological process: proteasome-mediated ubiquitin-dependent protein catabolic process; negative regulation of Rho protein signal transduction; protein homooligomerization. NCBI's taxonomy places the organism in Eukaryota, Metazoa, Chordata, Mammalia, Artiodactyla, Suidae. Gene Ontology annotation, cellular component: Cul3-RING ubiquitin ligase complex.